AUGGCAGCUUCGCAACAUGUUGGACAGCGCAUUUCCUAUGACGGCGCCCUUUGCACAGUGAGAUACGUCGGUGAAGUCGCAGGCACAACAGGAACAUGGCUGGGCGUAGAAUGGGACGACUCAGCACGAGGCAAACAUGACGGAUGUCACAAGGGCGUUCGCUAUUUCACCUGCAAAUCAAAGUUCCCCACCGCUGCUUCAUUUGUGCGUCCUUCUCGACCGGCUGACCCGCCGCGUCACUUCUUAGCAGCAGCCAACCACAAAUAUGCAAGCGAGUACACGCUUCCAGAUGGUAGAAGGGCGGCAGAAGAAAUCAUCUUUUUCGGAAAGCGUGCCGAGGAGGUCGGCUUUGAGAAGAUCCGCCGAAAGCAAGCCAAUAUCGGCGAGCUGACUAUUGUGAUCCUGGAUGAUCUUCAGAUUGCCGACGCAAGGGCAGACGAUGAAAGCGAGGGAACCAUCACCAAGACGUGCCCCAAAAUUACCCAACUGGACCUUAGUCGUAAUUUGUUCCAACACCUUGAUCCUGUCUUUGACAUUUGUCGUGAGCUACCAAAACUCCAACAUCUCACCCUCAAUGGCAACCGUUUCCAGGAAGUUUUGGAAAACCAAACUCAAGGCGUUGUGGAAAACGUCAAAGAGCUGUCCCUGGAGGAAACCAUGAUGAGCUGGGAGGAAGUUUGCCACAUCGCAACAAAGUGUCCGUCUUUGGCAGCUCUUGAUGCCGGAUCAAACCAACUCCAUUCUCUCCCAGCACUAAACUAUGGGAGCCUUCCAUCAACUUUGACAUCGAUCAACCUUGAGAUUAACGAAUUCACCACCUUUACUGAUAUUAGUACACUCACUGCACUCACGUCUUUGCGCAAUAUUCAUCUCAAGGGAAACAACAUCACUGCAAUCGCACCGGAAGGCGUCGAAGGCCCAAUAUUCUCAGAGAGCGUUCAGUACCUCGAUGUAUCAUACAACAAUAUCCAGUCAUGGAAAUUCGUGGACCAGAUUCCCAAGCAUUUCCCUGGUUUGGUGGGGUUGAGAAUCGGCCACAAUCCCUUCUACGAUGCUGUUGAUGCUGAUGCCAAAUCAUCUUCUUCUGAAGAAUCUCACAUGUUUACCGUCGCUCGCUUGGCUUCGCUCAAGUCCCUCAACUUUAGUCAGGUCACAGCAGCCGACCGGACCAAUGCUGAGAUGUUUUACCUCUCUCGGAUCGGAAAACAGCUUGCGGCCGCACCUGAGGAAGCUGAAGCAGAUGUUCUGGCCCACCACCCUCGCUGGGCAGAACUAUGCGAGAUUUACGGCGCACCCAGCGUUAUGCGUAGGUCAGAAGUCAACCCUGCCUUUUUGGAAGCUCGCUUGGUCACUGUUGCCUUUCAUAAAGAUGGGGGAGAGGAGAGAGUAACAAAGAUACCCAAAUCCUACGACAUGUACGCUGUCAAAGGAGUUGCUGGAAAGGUAUUUGGCCUGUCCCCCCUCAAACUUGGCCUCAUCUGGGAAACAGGAGAGUGGGAUCCUGUCGCUGGAUUUGAUGACCAGGAGGGCGAAAGCAGCGACGAGGAGGAUGCCGAGGGAGAGAGGGAGCGCAAAGAGGCCGACGCAAACGCUGCUGACGAGGACAGCGGAGGCAAACCAGGUCGAUGGGUGAAGAGAGAAGUUGAACUUAGAGAUGGGCCUAGGCAGUUAGGUUAUUGUGUGGAUGGCUUGGAUGUCAAGAUUCGUGUGGAGGCUCGUUAG
This is a messenger RNA of Fusarium venenatum, 1722 nucleotides long. RefSeq lists its product as uncharacterized. Lineage: Eukaryota; Fungi; Ascomycota; Sordariomycetes; Hypocreales; Nectriaceae. The record is from RefSeq and is a predicted model, not a curated record.